CCCGCGCGCGCGAUGUGGUCGUGGUGUUUCUUCAUGCGAUUUCGGUUGCCUCGUUGGCGGCUACGCGAAGUUUUUUUUGCGGUGGCGACGGCAACACUCACCGGCGAUUCCGGUUGCUCCAUGCUCCAUGUCGUUCAUGUAAUUUUGUUUGACUCUAUGACGGGGUGUUGGAUGGAUGGAUGGGAUUGUAGUUGAAUUGUAGCAUUCUAGAUUGUACAAGAGAGAGAUUUCCUUGUUUCUAUGAUGCAGGAAUAGAUACACACUUGAUACAUAUUUAUGUAGCUUAUAAUUGGAUCUAUGUUACAGGAAUUGACAUACACAUUUUUGUAGCUAAUAACAGGAUGGCGUACUCUGUGUGCUAUGCUUCAGCAUUUGAUACACAUUCAUGCUAUAACUGGAUCUAUGUGCUGCAGGAAUUUUCAGAGCUGCAUUUCUGCACUGAAUGUUUUGCAGAAUUUUCUUCUUACUUCUGAAUUUAGGCAUCUACCAAACUCGAUGGUCGGCAAAGCAGCUACGCGAUAUAGCCAAUGCCAUCAAAGGAAAGAAGAGGGAUGUCAUAAGCAAGUCCUCUUUCAGGGAUUUGCUUCAUAUAUCUCCUUUGGUUUCUCCUCUAGAAGCGCUUGUUGAUUUCAUAGUCAUGAAGAUUGAUACUAAGAAGCGUCUGCUCAAGAAUUUACGUGGACCACAUUGACAUUCCAAAAGGAUGCAUAGUUGAUAAUAACUUCGACUAUUCUCUACCACGGUCUUGUUUCGUUCAGGAUUUGGAUUCUUGUUUCGUUCAGGAUUUGGAUUUCACUGUUGUUGUCGGAGUUGACACCCUAAAAGAUGGUUUCGGAAAGUGUUCUGAAGUAUCCUUUCUUCAAAUUUUGGAAACAAUACAUUUUGUUUCUUUUUGUCAACUCCAAUUCUAAAUUAUUGUUACAUUUUUCAUGUCUUUCCUCUAUUUUGUAUUUUGAAAUGCAGUUCAGCUCCAUUACACCUUACGCAACAACCAAGUCUAUGUCAUACGUAGACAGAUAUCAAUCCAAGCUAGUGUGACAGAGGAGCUGCCGAGAUAAAUGGCCAAGGUGGAGUCGUUGCGUCCGCAACACACAUAUUCUCGAUGUGUCGUAUAACUCGCGCACACAAGCCAAGCUACAAGGGGGUGUCAUUGUUGGCGCUCGAGAACCAUCUAAGGAUGGUAUGGGUGGUGUUGAUGGCACAGCAGAGAAUGUGCAUGAGCCGCCUCCGGAUAACAUGAAGGGUGGUGAUGAUGCGUGCAGCUCUUUGGAGGACUUGCUCCAUCCAUUACUUACAUUUGAUGAGUUAGAGCUGCCCCCGCAUACGUGUGCCAUAUACAACAAGCGUAAAAGGAUCCAUGCUAGAGAACUUAAUGAUGCAUUGACCUCAUUUGGGAGGUCGUUAGAGGGCAUAUACUGCAAACGAAUGGGGUUGAUGCCGUUUGAGGCAUCCAAAGCUGGAUUCGGGAGUGACAAAACCAAAUAUGAAGGUCCAGAAGUCACUUUCAAUCUAACAGCAGCUCCUGCUGCAGGCAUGUGUGAUGCGAAUGGCACUAGACCAUCUGCGCAGCAACCAAACAAUGAUGAUUGCUCGCAUGGGGUGCAGGCAUGGCUGAUGCAAUCCCUAGUGACUCAUCUCCGCAGCAAUAGAAGCAAUCAGAUGGGACUGCAACAACUACCGAUGCAAUUGUCGCUCUUUCAUCUCGGCGGCAGCUACUUCAUUUCAAGUUGACAUCAAUUAUCACUUUGUGAGGGAACAUGUUGCACAGAAGGUACUUGCAUUAAGUUCAUCUCCUCUAAAGAUCAACUUGUUGACAUCUUCGCGAAGCCUCUAUCAUAGUCGCAGUUUGUAGGUUGUAGGUGCAAUCUUACCUCGCUCUGUACCAUAAGCCACGGUUAAGAUUUAGGGACGGUGCUAGACUGUAUUAUACGUAGCUCUGUACAUGUCUUAUAAUCUGUAUUGUAUACCUCUCUAUACCCCUAUAUAUAUGAGAUAACCACAUCCGUUUUAGGAUGUCGAGUAGUUUCCUAAUAA
Hordeum vulgare subsp. vulgare (domesticated barley) is the source of this 2034-nucleotide messenger RNA. RefSeq lists its product as uncharacterized. The transcript has 4 exons. The record is from RefSeq and is a predicted model, not a curated record. The coding region runs from base 1183 to 1731 and encodes 182 amino acids. Lineage: Eukaryota; Viridiplantae; Streptophyta; Magnoliopsida; Poales; Poaceae.